CAAGCAUUGGACGGUGGGAACAUGUGGUCAAGGUCCAGUUGGGGUCAAGUAUUGUCAAUGUUGUUAUUGGUCUAUUUAGAAUAUGGACAAUUAUGAUGACUUUAAGCCUACAGAUGUACGAUCGCCAAAUGACUGGGAACAUGUUGACUUGGGUUCCGAAGAUCGAAACAAAAAGUUUUUAAAAUUGAUGGGUGGAAAUCCUGUCCGUGAUCAUAAAGGAAAGCUAGUAAUCGGAGAAAACAUUGACAAUGUCCACGGUCGGAACAAAGAUACAUCUGUAAUCAAUAAAGAGCUAGAAAAUCAAUAUCUCCAGGGUUUGGAAAAGAGCAUGCAACCGAAUCGACACCAUGGUUUGGGAUGUCAUACAAGACUUGUAACAUACGAACAUAUCUUCAAGAAUUUCCAAAAAUACAGUUGAGAAGUCUGAAUCUGAAGAUACUGUUCUUAUAUUGAUUUACGGAUCAGUGAAUUUCUCUAAACAGAUCUUAUGGUAUUGCCAACACUUUCAAAUCAAACUUGGAUCAUCAGAUAACAAAGAGUCAUUUGCAAAGAAUAAUAUAAACUAUGACUGAGAUUCAUCAUCCAAUUCAGUAGACACCUUAGAUUAUACUAAUACAGGGAAACUUAAACAACAAUAUACAUCAUCAUUUAUACCGAAAAAGGAUUCCAAAUAGGAAGUUCUUAAAAUGCUUAUCGCUUUACCAGUAUUCUUUCCCGUAUAUAUAGAUAUAUAUAUUUUUGCCAAAUUUUUACUAGAAUUGUAACAAGUUUCUCAAUGAACAUUUUUUUAAUGAUUAACUUUUGAAUUUGAAUUCUGUCGAGAAUGUGUAAUAAUACUUAUCUGAAUAAAUAUUUGAACAGUGUU
Molecule: messenger RNA, 865 nt
Organism: Schistosoma turkestanicum
Lineage: Eukaryota; Metazoa; Platyhelminthes; Trematoda; Strigeidida; Schistosomatidae
Source: the annotation of a GenBank genome assembly